AGUAGACUUGAUACAAAGGAGGUUGAAUAUGACACAUUAAACCCAAACUCUUUAUCCCCUUAUCUCCAUAAACAUACUUGGGAGAAAUUUGAUUUCAGGGUAGCUUUAUUUUUCAAUCAUGGAUGCUUAUCAGCAACCUGAAGAAAGAAAAGUAAAGGAGGAAAUAAGAGAAGGGUCAUCCAUAUUAUCCUCCCCUGUUUCAACACCUUCAACCUCUCCUUCUCAUGAAUUCUCCUUCACAGUCUCUCUCCAUUCUUCCUCCAAUUAUAAAACCAAGACCCCAUCUUCAAUCGCCGUCGAUUUGUCUCCGGCUGAUGACCUUUUCUUUCAUGGCCAUUUGCUCCCUCUUCAUCUCCUUUCUCACUUCCCUGUCUCCCCACGUUCAUCCACCAAUUCAUUGGACGGUUUCAACGUUCCACCAAAAGAGUUGGUUGAUGAUCCAAAACCCGUAAAACCCACCAGCAAAAGCGAUAGCAAUAUCAGUCAUCAUCAUCAUCAACGCCAUACCGUUGAAGAAGCAAAAGUGAAGAACAAGUCAAAGUCUUUCUCUUUGUUUAGUUUACCAAGGCGGCAAAGAGGGGUUAGAGAAAAAGAAGAUAAAGAGAAACAUGGCAAGAAAAAGAUGAGAUUGGAUUUGAGUAAUGCGUUAAAGAGGUACAUGAGGAUGAUUCGGCCAUUGUUGUUCUUCAUAGGAAAGAGAGAGAAGAAACUCCAUCACCAUACACAAGCUUACUCAUUUUCAGGUAAUUUGAGUUUGAGAAACAAAAAAUCAGAGUUGAGAGGAAGGAAAAGAGACUAUUAUUCAGCUCCUGCUUCAAUGAGGACAUCUCCUACAAAUAGUGGUCUUCUUGUUGCAACCACGGGGUCAACUAGUGAUAGCACCAUGGAAGAGUUGCAGGCUGCAAUUCAAUCUGCAAUUGCUCAUUGCAAGAACUCCUUUAAAGGGGGAUGAUAAAACUUAAAUGCUAGGCCUAGUUUUCAGUUUUUUCCCCUUUUUAAUCAACUUCUUCUCCAAGUUAUAUCAAUUAUUGCCUUUUUCUUUUUCUUUUUCAUGUAUAAAUGGUACAUAAAAACGAGUAUGAAAUUAGUUUAAAAGAACUGAAGAUGGCUUCAACAUAUUUCAUCUUUAAAAUGAAAAACUUUUGUUCACA
Messenger RNA from Gossypium arboreum, 1151 nucleotides. RefSeq names its product BRI1 kinase inhibitor 1-like. Gene Ontology annotation, cellular component: plasma membrane. The transcript has a single exon. Gene Ontology annotation, molecular function: kinase inhibitor activity. Lineage: Eukaryota; Viridiplantae; Streptophyta; Magnoliopsida; Malvales; Malvaceae. Bases 119 to 952 code for a protein of 277 amino acids. The record is from RefSeq and is a predicted model, not a curated record.